Seriola dumerili (greater amberjack) is the source of this 2196-nucleotide messenger RNA. RefSeq names its product mothers against decapentaplegic homolog 4-like (gene smad10a). Gene Ontology annotation, molecular function: RNA polymerase II cis-regulatory region sequence-specific DNA binding; I-SMAD binding; DNA-binding transcription factor activity, RNA polymerase II-specific. Gene Ontology annotation, cellular component: heteromeric SMAD protein complex. Gene Ontology annotation, biological process: transforming growth factor beta receptor signaling pathway; SMAD protein signal transduction; anatomical structure morphogenesis. The transcript has 13 exons. NCBI's taxonomy places the organism in Eukaryota, Metazoa, Chordata, Actinopteri, Carangiformes, Carangidae. The coding region runs from base 243 to 2111 and encodes 622 amino acids. The record is from RefSeq and is a predicted model, not a curated record.
GAGACACUGGGGCCGUUAGAAGGAUAAAACAACAGAGAGACACUCGAACUGGCGCAGCGACACAUCUGCGAAAUAAACAGUAGCUGGUUCUGUCCGGGGAGAGCCGGACCCAGCGGCCGUGUGUACGCCGACACACAAGCUCAUACAAAGGGCUACAAACAAACAGCAGCUCCGGUCAACACGGAGAGAGCUCGCGGAGCUCCCACGUCUUUCUGUCCAAGUUCCUCUCCCCGCUCCGGCUCAUGUGGACUGAUUCAGAGCUGGGCCAUCACGAUGCCAGUGAACUCUCUGGUCACUCAUUGGCUGACCAACUUAAUACCAGCAGCAUCAUGUCGGUGAACCCUCCGAGCAGCAGCGACGCCUGCCUCAGCAUCGUCCACAGCCUCAUGUGCCACCGGCAGGGCGGAGAGAACGAGGGCUUCGCCAAGCGCGCCAUCGAGAGCCUGGUGAAGAAGCUGAAGGAGAAGAAGGACGAGCUGGACUCGCUCAUCACCGCCAUCACCACCAACGGCGUCCAUCCCAGCAAGUGUGUGACCAUCCAGAGGACACUGGACGGAAGGCUGCAGGUGGCGGGCAGGAAAGGCUUUCCUCAUGUCAUUUAUGCACGGCUGUGGCGCUGGCCCGACCUCCACAAGAACGAACUCAAGCACGUCAAGUUCUGCCAGUACGCCUUUGACCUGAAGUAUGACAACGUGUGUGUCAACCCCUACCAUUACGAGAGGGUUGUGUCUCCCGGCAUCGUUGGUCUCAGCCUUCAAAACACAGCAACACCAGGCGGCCUCAUCAAAGAGGAAUACAUCCAUGAUUGUAUACAGAUGGACCUCCCCCCCGGCAUGCCUCUAUCUGACCACCAAGCGGCCCUGAAGCUGCCUCCUCCGGACCACUAUGGCCAGCCCCUGCCUCCUCGACAGCUGUCCUCUGAGCCCCAUGGACCCCCACCUGUCAGCAGAUACACUAACCUGCCUGUAUCACCCAAAGUGUCUGGCUCCGCCUCCAUGAUGCCACUGCAGGGCGCUCACAGCGACAGCCAUCUCCAAACUGCAUCUCCACAGGCUCAAGUCAUGACCCCGGCUCCACGACCUCCGACUCCAACUCAACCUCCACCUCAGCAACAGGCUGCCCAGCAACCCUCACAGCCCCCCCACUCACAGCAGCCCUCCCUACCUCCUGCUCACUCACAUGGACAGAACGGAUACAGCAGCAAUAAACACUCUCAGAGCCAGGCUGUCUUCCACAGUGAGUUCACACACACAGUUUGGACAGGCAGCAGCACGGCCUCCUACACUCCCAUUGGACCCCAGCAGAAUGGGCGUGGUCACCAACAACCUCCCCUCCAUCAUCCAAACCACCACUGGUCUCAGCAUCAUGGCUCCACCUCUUUCCCUCCUUCUGUGUCCAAUCAUCCAGGACCAGAGUUCUGGUGUUCGAUCUCCUACUUUGAAAUGGACGUUCAGGUGGGCGAGAUGUUCAAGGUGCCCUCCAGCUGCCCCGUGGUGACCGUGGAUGGCUACGUCGACCCGUCAGGAGGCGAUCGCUUCUGCCUCGGCCAGCUCAGUAACGUCCACCGCACAGACGCCAGUGAGAGAGCCAGGUUACACAUAGGUAAAGGUGUGCAGCUGGAGUGUCGUGGUGAAGGUGACGUGUGGAUGCGCUGCAUGAGCGACCACGCUGUGUUUGUACAGAGCUACUACCUGGACAGAGAGGCGGGCCGAGCUCCAGGUGACGCUGUACACAAGAUCUACCCUGGAGCCUACAUCAAGGUGUUUGACCUGCGACAGUGCCACAGACAGAUGCAGCAGCAGGCGGCGACGGCUCAGGCUGCAGCUGCUGCACAGGCCGCCGCUGUGGCGGGAAACAUUCCUGGUCCGGGCAGCGUCGGAGGCAUCGCUCCUGCAGUCAGUCUGUCUGCGGCGGCCGGGAUCGGCGUGGACGACCUCAGGCGACUGUGCAUCCUGCGGCUCAGCUUCGUGAAGGGCUGGGGGCCGGACUACCCCCGGCAGAGCAUCAAACACACCCCCUGCUGGGUGGAGGUCCACCUGCACCGCGCCCUGCAGCUUCUGGAUGAGGUGUUGCACACUAUGCCACUGGCAGACCCAGGACCUGCUAACUGAAGACCAAGACCACGUUCAGAUUGUGAUCUGGAUUCUGUGAACGUGCACACACACGUUUGUUUCUGCUUCAGGCCAAAUAUGUAAA